Nycticebus coucang (slow loris) is the source of this 4852-nucleotide messenger RNA. It is a transcript of the gene MITF, whose product is annotated as melanocyte inducing transcription factor. Bases 140 to 1720 code for a protein of 526 amino acids. Gene Ontology annotation, molecular function: DNA-binding transcription factor activity, RNA polymerase II-specific; RNA polymerase II cis-regulatory region sequence-specific DNA binding; protein dimerization activity. Gene Ontology annotation, cellular component: nucleus. The record is from RefSeq and is a predicted model, not a curated record. Gene Ontology annotation, biological process: melanocyte differentiation; regulation of transcription by RNA polymerase II. NCBI's taxonomy places the organism in Eukaryota, Metazoa, Chordata, Mammalia, Primates, Lorisidae. The transcript has 10 exons.
GCGGCCGCGCGCGGGCGAGCCGGCUGAGCUGGGCACUGCGCGGGGGCGCGCGGCUCCGGGACCCAGGCCCCGCCACCUUCCCUCCGCCCCCGGGCUCUGUCCUCACUUUCGAGCAGGGGACAAACGGGAAGCAGGAGCCAUGCAGUCGGAAUCAGGGAUCGUGCCGGAUUUCGAAGUCGGGGAGGAGUUUCAUGAAGAGCCCAAAACCUAUUACGAACUCAAAAGUCAACCCCUGAAGAGCAGCAGUUCUGCAGAGCAUCCUGGGGCCUCCAAGCCUCCGAUAAGCUCCUCCAGUAUGACAUCACGCAUCUUGCUACGCCAGCAACUCAUGCGUGAGCAGAUGCAGGAGCAGGAACGCAGGGAGCAGCAGCAGAAGCUGCAGGCGGCCCAGUUCAUGCAACAGAGAGUGCCCGUGAGUCAGACACCAGCCAUCAACGUCAGUGUGCCCACCACCCUACCCUCUGCCACCCAGGUGCCAAUGGAAGUCCUUAAGGUGCAGACUCACCUCGAAAACCCCACCAAGUACCACAUACAGCAAGCCCAAAGGCAGCAGGUAAAGCAGUACCUUUCUACCACUUUAGCAAAUAAACAUGCCAACCAAGUCCUGAGCUUACCAUGUCCAAACCAGCCUGGUGAUCAUGUCAUGCCUCCAGUGCCGGGGAGCAGCGCGCCCAACAGCCCCAUGGCUAUGCUUACGCUUAACUCCAACUGUGAAAAAGAGGGGUUUUAUAAGUUUGAAGAGCAAAACAGGGCGGAGAGCGAGUGCCCGGGGAUGAACACACAUCCGCGAGCGCCGUGCAUGCAGAUGGAUGAUGUAAUCGAUGACAUCAUUAGCCUAGAAUCAAGUUAUAAUGAAGAAAUCCUGGGUUUGAUGGAUCCUGCCUUGCAAAUGGCAAAUACGUUACCUGUCUCGGGAAACUUGAUUGACCUUUAUGGAAACCAAGGCUUGCCACCUCCAGGCCUCACCAUCAGCAACUCCUGUCCAGCUAACCUUCCCAACAUAAAAAGGGAACUCACAGCGUGUAUUUUUCCCACAGAGUCUGAAGCAAGAGCAUUGGCUAAAGAGAGGCAAAAAAAAGACAAUCACAACUUGAUCGAACGAAGAAGAAGAUUUAACAUAAAUGACCGCAUUAAAGAACUAGGUACUUUGAUUCCCAAGUCAAAUGACCCAGACAUGCGCUGGAACAAGGGAACUAUUUUAAAAGCAUCUGUGGACUACAUCCGAAAGUUGCAACGAGAACAGCAACGUGCCAAAGAACUUGAAAACCGACAGAAGAAGCUGGAGCAUGCCAAUCGGCAUUUGUUGCUUAGAAUACAGGAACUCGAAAUGCAGGCUCGCGCUCAUGGACUUUCCCUUAUUCCAUCCACGGGUCUCUGCUCUCCAGAUUUGGUGAAUCGGAUCAUCAAGCAGGAGCCUGUUCUUGAGAACUGCAACCAAGACCUCCUUCAGCAUCAUGCAGACUUGACGUGCACAACCACUCUUGAUCUCACAGAUGGCACCAUCACCUUCAACAACAGCCUCGGGACGGGGACGGAGGGCAGCCAGACCUACGGCGUCCCCACGAAAAUGGGAUCCAAACUGGAAGACAUCCUGAUGGACGAUACGCUGUCUCCCGUUGGUGUAACUGACCCCCUACUUUCAUCAGUGUCCCCCGGAGCUUCCAAAACCAGCAGCCGGAGGAGCAGUAUGAGCAUGGAAGAGGCCGAGCAUCCUUGUUAGCAAACCCGCCCUGCUCUGCGUCCCCACGGACUGCUUCCUCUCUUGAUGAGCAGAUUUCACAAUUUACCUUGAAGGGGUUUUCUUGAUAAUUUUCCUUUAAUAUGAAAAUUUUUUUCAUGCUUUAUCCAUAGCCCAAGAUAUAUUUUAUUUUUAGAAUUUUGUGAAACAGACUUGUAUAUUCUAUUUUACAACUACAAUUGCCUCCAAAGUAUUGUAUGGCGAGUGUGCAGAAUCUGUGAACUGAGUCCACUGCAGACUUCAGUUUUCUGAGCAAGAGGAUUUUGCAUCAGAGAAAUGUCUGUCCAUUUUUAUUCAGGGGAAACUUGAUUUGAGAUUUUUAUGCCUGUGACUUCCUUGGAAAUGAAAUGUAAUGUUUAAUUGAAAGAAUGUAAAAAGCAACCAAAAAAAUAAAUAAAUAAAAGAAAGAAAAGAAAAGAAAAAAGCAAGAGGAAGAAAAAUCCUCCAUACUAACCCUUUUUUCAUUUUUUAAAUGUAUUAAUCCAUGGGUACUGCCUUAAAGAUACAGUACCUUUCUAGCAUUAAGUCUUUUUACUGCAAACUAUUUAAAGAAAUACUAUAUUCUGUAAAAGACAAAAAAAAAAAAAAAAAGAAAACAAACAAAACUUCAGCCUUUUCAUGAGGAUUGUCUGAUUAGAAAUUGUAACUGAUACCAUAGUUGAAAGGAGUCAGACCCAGGCUCUGAAGUGCAGAGUCCAGUCUUUCUCUACUUCACCUUGCACUGUUACAGGUUUCUUCAUUGACAAGUGGGAUUCAGCUUUUCAUAAGAUAUAUUUUAUUUUGAAAUGGAAGCAGAUGUCCUCUCCAAACAUUGAGGAGCACUGGAAGUUUGUUUUACUUUUUUUUUUUUUUUUUAAAUUUCUGCUUUUGAUAAGAAAGCCAAACUAGGCGUAUUUCUAAUUGGCUUUACUGUUUUUAUUUUUAAAUUGUGUUUUACUGUUCAUUUGAUUUGUACAGAUUCUUUAAUAUCAUCAUUCUUUUCAAUAUGUUUGUAUUAAUUUGUUAACAAUAUGCAUCUUAAAAUGGCAAUUUUUCGAUAUUUUUACAACUCACCCGUGGUUUUCUGCAUUCUUUGUACACCCAUGAAAGAAAACUUUUAUGCAAGGUCUUGUGUUUAAAGAGAGUUUUGCGAAUAUUUUGUAUAUUACAGUCUCACUUGGAACUGUUUUUCAACACACUUAAGGCAUAGCAUUAAUAGGUUAAAACCAGGCUUUCUAGAAAGAAUAAACUUACAUAUUUAUUUUUAGGAUAUAAAAGUAGCAAUAUACUUGGAAACUGAUAACAUUAAUGUGUCCAUGAAGGUCAUUUAAAUUGGGGUUUAUUUCAGCACUCUUGCUGAAUUUUUUUUCUUUAAAGAGAGAAAUACUGUAUUUGGCAAAUUACUGUUACUUGAUAACCAUGUUUUAACAAGCAGCCAUGUUGUGAAGUUAGUUUCAGUGCAUUAUCUAUUUGGGUAGUCUAUGCAAUAACGUAGUGUUACAUGUAUCAAGCCUAGAUGUUCUAUACAGAUGCCAUAUAGUGUUAUGAGCCAGGCUGUUGAAUGGAAUUUCUCAGUAGCAGCCAACCAUUGAAUAGCAAGUGGCAUAAAGCUUAUCCAUUCAGAAUGAAGUGCCUUACAUAUAGCAGUAGUCUUUGGACUAGCACUGACUGAACUGUAAUAUAGGAGAAAGUUUCCAGAUGGUAUCUAGAGUCAAGAGAUCAUGUAGCAUGGUGCCUAUGUAGACAAUAUAAGAGCUUCCCAUUUUCCUUCAGAUAUUUUUAAUAUUAAAUAUAUUUUAGUGACAGAGUGCCAAUUUCUUUCAUCAGGAAACCUUAUUCAGGAGGGUUUAAAAAAAUGUUUAAAUGUCAAACAUGAAUUGAUGAUAGGUGGUGAAGGGUUCAGAGAGAAGGAGUGAUUGUCGGAUGUGUGAAUGGGUGGUUCAGGUGAAAAUCAUCAACUGCGUAGUUCCCAUGCACAUUGGGCAAUGAGAAUCCUUGGAAAUACCGAUGAUGCUAUCAGUUUUAUAGCUUUAUUACUUAAGGAGGUAGGGGAAAUUAGUUCCCAUUCUUUCAACCUCCUUAACUGUAUAGCUCUUUUCCUAGAAUAGUGAUGCAAAUCUGCAUGAACAGCCAAAUGUACCGUAGUGUUCAUUGAUACAAUCAUAGCAUUGUCUAUUUCUCUCUUCAUAUUUAUGGAAGGGAAGGGGAUGGACUUGAAAGUCAAAGAUUGUGAUGCUAUGUUGCUAGUUUUCCGUAUCUGAUUUUGAGAGUUUUUAAAACAAUAAAGCAAGGUCAACUGACCCAUGGCCAAGGGAAUAUGGCCUCAGUUAACCUAUAGAAAGCUUUGUUGAGAGAAAGUACGGCAUCUUGUUCCACUGCCCUGAGUCUUGCAACUCCUGACUUUGCCCUUGCCUGCUUCCCCAUCCCCUUCUUCUUAAGAGACAAUUUCUGAAAGUGGCAGGUAAGCAAGACCAGGAGAAUGCUGCAACCUUGGGGUGGUUUUAUUUAUUUCUUUUUUUGCCAAAUAGAGUGUGAAAUCAUUUUAGGGACUAGUUAAGCCAAGAGGCAGUGGUUUGGGCUUAUUGUUUGUAAGAAGUGAAUGAUCCACACCGCUCCCCCAUCUCUGGGUGCAGAAUUGGGACUCGGGGUUGGGUCUCCUUAUGGAGUGACCAAAAUGCCAGAAUUGUCCACCUGCCUCUGGGUAGGGCAAUUGAAAUACCAAACCUUCUGACUUUGCCAAAAACCAUACAACCAACCUGGUCCUACAUAGGAUGACAAAGUUCUUUCUGGUUGUUUUUAAACAAUAAAGCAAUAAGAACACAAAAUACAUAGGAAGUUAAAAGAUACAAAGUAAAGCACAAAGGAAUGCACUUAUUAAUAUUUUUGAAAAAUGCACUGGGUAAAAAUUGAUGUUGAUAACAGUAUAAAAUAUCCCUAUUUCUUGAUAAAAAUGACAAAUGACUGUCUCUUGUGGACGCUUGGUACUGUAAUGUUAAUAAUAAUCACCUGCUGUUGGAUGCAGCAAUAAUUUCUGUGUGGUCCAUAGCACUGUAUAUUAUGGACUGAUAUUAAUGUGUCCAAUGAAAUAAUUGAACUGUUGUUCUUGAUAGCCUCAUUAAAGCAUUUGGUUUUUCA